Messenger RNA from Kockovaella imperatae, 1440 nucleotides. RefSeq lists its product as hypothetical. NCBI's taxonomy places the organism in Eukaryota, Fungi, Basidiomycota, Tremellomycetes, Tremellales, Cuniculitremaceae. The transcript is spliced from 5 exons. Gene Ontology annotation, molecular function: FAD binding; D-amino-acid oxidase activity. The record is from RefSeq and is a predicted model, not a curated record. Bases 173 to 1351 code for a protein of 392 amino acids.
UAUCGCGACCAAAUUGUGCGCUGCUGUUGAGGCUCUAAUUGCGGAUCGCCGUCAUGUUCGGGCAGGUCCGAUAAAGAAUCUUCGGGUAGUCACCGGAUCGACCUACGGAAGGAAGAGUCUGUCUUCAUCAUCUUAUGCAAACCUGCGGGGUGUAACCAGUCUGAGGCACGGAAUGAGCGCCGAGACCAAGGUCAAGGUCAUAGUACUGGGUGCUGGCGUGCUCGGCCUCUCUAUUGCUAAGGAGCUAGCGGAGAAGGGCGUAUCCUGCGCUGUCGUCGCUCGAGACCUGCCUGAGGAUCUCGAAUCGGGUCAAUUUGCCAGUCCAUGGGCUGGCGCUAACUGGAGCUCUUUCGCUGCGGAGGGGUCUCGUGAAGCUCACUGGGAUACCGUCACAUUCCAUCACUAUGCUCAACUAUCCCAGAGUCAUCCACAUGUCGUCGAGAGGAGGCCAUUCAAGCGGUUCUGGAAUAAGGAGGGAGGGUACCCGGAUCCAUGGUUUAAGGAUCUGGUCUUUGGUUUCCGCUCGCUUGAACAAGACGAGUUGGCCCCAGGAUACAAAUAUGGUCAAGGAUACGAAUGUUAUACAAUGUCACCGCCUGCAUACCUUGGUUACCUUGCGGAAGAAUUGAGAUCUUACAGCGUCCCGUUGAUCCGACGCCGCGUAUCUUCUCUUGACGAAGCUUACUCUAUGGAGGAUAUUGGCCCCGUGGACCUCGUUAUCAACGCUACGGGCCUAGGAAGUCGAUCACUCCUGGGGGUCGAGGACGAGCUGGUCUAUCCGAUUCGAGGGGAUACGGUCCUCAUCCGAGCACCAGGCAUCAAAACCACUAUGAAAGUCUUGGACCCGAAUUCGCCACAAGAUCAGCAACUUGGGAAACGAUUCUAUAUCAUUCCUAGACCUGGACCAGGAGAUCGAGUGAUAUUGGGCGGGACGGAGCUGGACAACGAUUGGGAUACACUGCCUAGACCCGAGACCGCCAAGAGGAUCUUGAGAGACGCGUACGCUGUAUGUCCCGAGCUGAGCGGUGGGAAAGGAUGGGAAGCAAUCGAUGUGAUCAGUUGUAAUGCGGGCCUGAGACCUGCUCGAAAAGGCGGAGCAAGGGUAGAGUUGGAAUACAGAAGGUUGGGGGAGCAAAGGGGUUUGACACCGCACAACAUCAGGUCGGAGGAGAAUGUCGGACGAGAGGUGGGCGUGGUCCAUGCGUACGGUAUUGGACCAGCAGGAUACCAAACGAGCAAAGGGAUCAGCGAGGAAGUCACAGGACUGGUUGACAAGUUCUUCCGUGAUCAGAACACGUCCAUCAGUGGGAUUAGUAAUGGCUUGGAGAAUCAGCACACACAAGCUGAAUGAUACGACCCUCCACACAUACGCACACACACACACACACACAUAUACAGCUCAUAAUUCGUCCCACAGGCUGACAGAUGAAUAACGCUACA